Molecule: messenger RNA, 1608 nt
Organism: Symbiodinium pilosum
Lineage: Eukaryota; Dinophyceae; Suessiales; Symbiodiniaceae
Source: the annotation of a GenBank genome assembly
AUGGCAGCGCCAGUGCGAUGGAGCCUGCUGCUGCUUUUCCUGAGUCUUCUUGCCAUCUUCGCAGCAAGCGAGGCUAGUGGGCAAGAGGGGGCAGAUCUGGAUGAGGACGAUGAAGAUGAAGAUGAAUUUCCAGAGUCCGUCAAAACUCUUACUGACAGCACCUUUCAGGAGUUCAUUAAGACCAACGAGCGAGUGCUGGUAGAGUUCUAUGCGCCUUGGUGUGGUCACUGUCAGCAGCUGGAGCCGCAGUACAACAAAGCGGCCGACGCACUGCGAAUGGAAGGAGCGAAAACAAUGCUGGCCAAGGUUGAUGCCACGGCAGAGACUGCGUUGGCUGAGCAAUACCAGGUGCAAUCAUAUCCGACACUUAAAUAUUUUGUGGGAGGAGGGGAUCCUGUUGAUUACGACGGUCCACGUGAAGCAGAUGGCAUUGCGGAAUGGCUCAGAAAGAGAGAAACGCCAGCUGUGGAGGAGAUGAAAGAAUCAGAGGUGGAUGCCUGGGUUCAGAAGCACUUGGAAGCAAAAGCGUUCGCAACUGUUGCCUACGUCAAGAAGAAGUCUGCGCGUGCCAAGGCUUUUGCCAAGGCAGCGGAAAGCCUUGUUGACUACAAGGGCGCAAAAUUGAGAUUUGCAGCAGUAUGGCUGCCAAAAGCGGCCGAUCCAAAGAAGGAUGCUCGCCUUGCGAUCUCACGUCCCUUGGGUGAUCCAGAAGCCAAGAAGCUGGACUUCUCUGGUUCAUGGACGGAUACUGGACUGGCCAAGUGGAUCAAGCAGAGCACAUACGCGCUGGUGGGUGAAUCCUUUACCUUGACCAAAUACUCUGGGGAGGCCAUGCAGGAGGUUGGAGCCAAAGGCUCAGUGAUUGGCAUUUUCGGCGAAGAGGAUGCGGGUAGAGCCCUGGCCAGCCUCAUGCAGAAGGUGGCCCCAGGAGAAUCUCAAUGGCGCUUUGCUACCAGCCCGUCAUCAAAGUUGGAGCAGAGCGACUUGGACGCGCUUGGCGCCAGGCCCGAUACCCUUCCACAGAUCUCAGUGCUGUGUCACGAGAAGAAGUAUGUCCUGAAGGACACGACAGAGGAGGCCCUGAAACAAUUCCUUGCGGACGUGCUUGCCAAAAAAGCCAAGCCGUACUACAAGAGUGCAGCGCCUCCGAGCCAGGCAGUUGAAGAUGGCGUUACAGUGUUGACAGGUGAUACAUUUGAAAAGGUGGUCCUGGAUGCCAAGAAGGAUGUUUUUGUCGAGUUCUAUGCGCCUUGGUGUGGUCAUUGCAAGAAGUUGGCUCCAGUUUGGACGCAGUUAGCUGAGAAGGUGGAGAAGCUUGGUUACGCCAAGAAGGGCGUAGUUGUGGCAAAGAUGGAUGCCACGGAGAACGAGUGCGAGGAGCAAGUUUCAGGCUACCCUUCUCUCAUCUUCUAUCCGGCAGUGAAGAAAGAGAAGAAGUUCCGGCAAAAGCUCAUUUAUCAGGGAGCUCGAGAUUUUGAUCCCUUGCUGGAUUUCCUUGUGGAGAACGCUGUAAAUUUGGAGGGUGUGGAGCUGACGGAGGGUGUGGGCAAGCAAGCUUCGCUCGUAGACCGAGAGCGCUCCAAAAAGAAGAGAAAGCAGGAGCUCUAG